Messenger RNA from Diachasma alloeum, 3015 nucleotides. Its product is annotated as methylthioribose-1-phosphate isomerase. The record is from RefSeq and is a predicted model, not a curated record. The coding region runs from base 482 to 1546 and encodes 354 amino acids. The transcript has 5 exons. Lineage: Eukaryota; Metazoa; Arthropoda; Insecta; Hymenoptera; Braconidae. Gene Ontology annotation, molecular function: S-methyl-5-thioribose-1-phosphate isomerase activity.
GUUUCCAAGUUAUAUAGUUAAUAUUUAAAAAAUGUCAAGACUAUCCAUUUUACCCCAUCCUCCCCUAUAGAGCUACUUUACAAAAAAAGUUAAAAAAUUGCCAAGUGUGUAACGACCUUUAAAUCAACCCAAACCCACCAUCUGGUCACGUGACUCACCGGCAGAACCAGAAGCAAAACGACGGAGGCACGAAUCACGUAGGCGCCGGGUGAGUAUCAGUGAAUAUUAUAUCUCAGCCAAAGCCUCUUCCCUUCUCUCCCCUUCACGCCUCUUUUCCAUUCGCCUCGUUAUCUAGCCACGUGAACCACGACGAAAUCGCGCCCUUCCCGCUCUCCGGCAUCUCGAAACAGUUAAAAUAUCAAGUACACACAGAGUAAAAAGAGACACGCAUGGAAUAGGUCGGUUUCGUGAUACUGUUCGGAGUGAAAAUUUUUAAAAUCCAUCAGUCGAGACUUUUGACAGUGCUUGGGGGGGGGCUAGAAUGACUCUCGAGGCGAUCAAAUGGGAGAAUGGUAAGCUGGAGAUACUGGAUCAGAUACUUCUACCAGCGAUAACUAGAUAUGUGCCGGUGAGGGGAGUCGAGGAUGGGUGGAAGGUCAUCAAUAAAAUGCAGGUGCGUGGAGCCCCUGCAAUUGCUAUUGUCGGCUGCCUCAGCCUGGGUGUUGAGCUCCAGAAUGAGCAAUACCCGGAUAAAAGGACACUGAGACGAGAGAUCGAAGGGAAGCUCAAUUAUCUUGUCUCUGCGAGGCCCACUGCUGUCAACAUAAAAAUAGCAGCUGAGGAGCUUAUCGAACUCGCCAACAAACUGGGCAAGGACGACAGCAUCACUAUCAGUCAGAUGAACGAACAGUUUCUCAGGAAGAUCGACUCGAUGCUGGAGAAGGAUAUCGCUGAUAACAAGGCUAUUGGGGACUUUGGGGCUGAGGAGAUUCUCAAGAAUAUUCCGGAGGAGAAUCUGGUCAGGGUGGUCACUCACUGCAAUACUGGCUCGCUGGCCACUGCUGGGUAUGGCACUGCGCUUGGGGUUGUCAGGUCUCUACACGAAAAGAGAAGACUUGAGCACGUCUAUUGCACUGAAACUCGACCCUACAAUCAGGGAGCAAGAUUAACUGCCUACGAGCUAGUUCACGAUAAAAUACCAGGUACCCUCAUCUGUGAUGACAUGGUGGCUGCCUUGAUGAAGUCCAGGACGAUAUCAGCUGUUGUCGUAGGGGCUGACAGGGUCGCUGCCAACGGAGACACUGCCAAUAAAAUUGGAACAUAUCAAAUUGCAAUUAUCGCCAAGCAUCAUGGAGUCCCAUUUUACGUAGCAGCCCCCCAGACCUCAAUCGACUUCAGAAUUCCUGGUGGUGAUCACAUACCCAUCGAGGAGAGGCCAGACAGGGAAAUGACUCACUUGAAUGACCAGAGAAUUGCAGCUGCUGGAAUACAAUGCUGGAAUCCAUCUUUCGACGUGACACCAGCAAGCCUCAUCACUGGUAUCAUCACUGAAGUCGGUGUCUUCAGGCCUGAAGACCUCACGAAACUUCAGUCCGUGAAUUCUUAAUUCAUUUUCCUAAUUAAAUACUUAAUGGAACUGUGCAAAAAUAUUUUUCAAUCAAUUAACUCAGUUUCAUGAUGAGUUUAUUGUAAAUGUCUGUGAAUUGAAGGAGGCUGAGAAAUUUUCUUUAAAUUUUUUUGUUCUGGAGCAAAAUUAUUGCUGAAAAAUCAUGCAUGGAGAAUUCUCUGUCACCUUAAGUCUCAGAUAUUCAACAUAAUUAAUUCUGCAAUUGUCUUAAGAAAUAAUAUUUUAGAGAAAUUCCUGGGAAAAUUCUCCGCAUAAAAUGGCCUCUAACUUUUCCCAAGUUAUUUUCAUAUUCGAUGGAAUAUUAAAAAUUGCUUUGGAGAACUGGUAAAACGUAAUUAAUUGUCGAACUUAACAUUUCGAAAUUUUUUUCAAUCAACUCAAUUUCAUGCCGAGGUUAUUAUAAAAAUCUGUGAAUUGAAGAAGACUGAGAAAUUGUCUUCAGAAUAAUUUUUUUUCUGGAGAAAGCGUAUUACUGAAAAUUAAUAGAAGUUAAUUAACUAGAAAAUAAAUUACUGUCCUCUCAAUUCCCAGAUAGUCAACAAAAUUAAUUAAUAAAUUGUGCAAUUUUCUUAAAACUAAUUAUUUCAGAAGACAAUGUCAUCAUUUUUUUCUAGUAGCUGGGAAACUCUCUAAAUAAAAUGUCUUUUGACACUUUCUCAAGAUUUUUUCACAUUUCAUAGAAUAUUAAAAGUUGAUUUGGUCUACUUUUACCACUUCACUAUUAAUUAAUCUUCUGUUAUUUCUCGAUCCUCAGUUCUCAUAGGGACUAAUAUUUUCUCAGCAUUCGCACUUUUGAUACUCCUGAACAAUCUUUCAUUGCACUAACCCCACUAAUUAAAUAAAUACGAGGAUAUUUUCUAUAAAUAUUUGCCCUGCAUUCAGAAUGAAAAUACGAGGAAUGAGGAAUUAAUGUAUUAAACAGCUCAAUAAUAUGUAAACGUUCGCAGCAGAAGGCUCGAAUGUGCCAUUAUACUGUAUUAACCCCUCACGUACGGGCUCGGUAUGUCAUACCGACCCCUGCAAAAACGCAUGGCUCUUUUCAAAAUUGAAUAUUUCCGAAACUAUGGCAGAUAAUACAAUCGGACUAAUACCAUUGGGAAGGUGAAUACUGUAGCUUCAAUUAUAUAUUUUAUUUAUAAUUUUUCAUUCAUCAGAAAAUAUGGGAUGCGAAGAAUAUUGAGCGUGUUGUAGACUUGGUAGCAGAAAGGCCCCGUACGUGAGGGGUUAAUAGAACUGUGUUAAUAGAAGGAUCUUUUGUAAUGGAGGGUUGAAGAGAGUGGAAGCAUUCCUUUGUAAAUUCAAUUCCUUUUGAUAAAUUAUUUAAGAAUGUUUAGAAACGCUUUACACGAAGUUCGAUGUUAUAUUUUUAUAAUUGUACCACGUCUAAAAACAAAUUCAGAAUAUAUAAAUGUUGUUAUAAAUAAACAACCGUACAAAAUUAUACAUUA